AUGCUCGCCUUUGUCCAGUCCCAUCCUCUCUAUCUCCUCAUCGUCUUUGGCUCAGCUCUCUUGGUUGCAUCCGCUGCCUACGUCGUCUACCAAUGCUAUUUCUCACCCUUGGCCUCGUUUCCAGGCCCUUUCGCGGCCAAGGUGACCUCGUUAUGGCGACCAUAUAUGACCUCUCGAGGCCAGUGGCAUCGUUAUUUGGACGAGUUGCAUCGUCGGCAUGGUAGUGUUGUACGAAUCGGACCCAACCAGCUGAGCAUUGGAGAUCCCGAUGCAUUCCGAACGAUCUAUAGAAUCAGCGGUGCCUUCGUCAAAUCAUCCUCUUAUGCUGUACUUCAGGGAUCGCGACCCUUUGAUCUUGCAGGCGAGCGCAGCGAGAAGAUCCAUGCGGCCCAGCGACGACUUGUGGCACGACCCUACUCAAUGGAGUCGGUCGUCCACCUUGAGCCGCAGGUUGACCGUCUCCUCGACGAUCUGCUCGUCAAGUUCGACGCCUUUGCUCUCUCUCCAAACCCCAUUGACCUCGGCAACUGGUUCCAGCUCUUCGCGUUCGAUGUCAUUGGCGCCGUCUCCUUCUCCAAGCCCUUCGGAUUUGUGGCCCGAGGCACCGAUGAGGGCAUCUUUGGCAGGAUUGAGCGUGCUUUUAGCAGCACGAGCUGGCUGAUGCACGCACCAUUGGUCUACAAAUUCCAUCAGAAGUUCAUCCUGCCCUAUAUCGGAAAUUUCCUGGCCGCCAAUGAUCGGAAUGGCUACUUUUUCGAGUUUGCGAAAUCCGAGGUGCAAGACCGAAGGGACAAGGGAGGCAACGACAAGGAUAUCGUAGGACAGCUCUUCCAGACCGCACGCAACAAGCCGGAACUAACCGAUCUCUCUAUCUCCUUUAUGAUGACGUCCAAUGUCUUCGCGGGAUCUGACACAACGGCCAUUGGCCUCCGCAGCAUCUUCCUCAACCUCCUCCAGCACCCCCGCGUCCUGGCAAAGCUCAGGGCCGAACUCGAGGAGCGGAAGGCGGCAGGCCAGCUUUCAAACCCAGUCACAUUCCAUGAAGCCGAAGCCUGUCCCUAUUUGCAGGCCGUCAUCUACGAAGCGUUGAGAGUCUUUAGCCCGGUCGGAACCAUCCCCGACAGAGACGUGCCCAAGGAAGGCAUGACUAUCUGUGGCAGAUUCAUCCCAGGAGGUACCGUUGUUGGUACUAGCCCUUGGGUUAUCCAUCAUUCGCCCGAGAUUUGGGGACCCGACUACGAGGAAUUCAAGCCUGAACGCUGGUUGGGAGAGGAUUCUAGCCAUCUGAGUAAGAAAAACAAUAGGUUCUUCUUCACCUUUGGUGGCGGUACGAGGACAUGCAUCGGCAAGAACAUUAGCUGGCUCGAGAUGGACAAGCUGGUUUCCACUCUCCUGAUGCGGUACAACUUUGAGCUUGUCGAUGAAGCAAAUAUUACUGAUGUUUGCAGGUGA
Messenger RNA from Trichoderma reesei QM6a, 1452 nucleotides. RefSeq lists its product as uncharacterized. Gene Ontology annotation, molecular function: oxidoreductase activity, acting on paired donors, with incorporation or reduction of molecular oxygen; monooxygenase activity; heme binding. Lineage: Eukaryota; Fungi; Ascomycota; Sordariomycetes; Hypocreales; Hypocreaceae. The transcript is spliced from 7 exons. The record is from RefSeq and is a predicted model, not a curated record. Bases 1 to 1452 code for a protein of 483 amino acids.